Mycotypha africana is the source of this 4437-nucleotide messenger RNA. RefSeq lists its product as uncharacterized. Lineage: Eukaryota; Fungi; Mucoromycota; Mucoromycetes; Mucorales; Mycotyphaceae. Gene Ontology annotation, biological process: chromatin remodeling. The coding region runs from base 1 to 4437 and encodes 1478 amino acids. The record is from RefSeq and is a predicted model, not a curated record. Gene Ontology annotation, molecular function: histone demethylase activity; DNA binding. The transcript is spliced from 5 exons. Gene Ontology annotation, cellular component: nucleus.
AUGGUCAAACGAACAAAAGACCAAAUCAAUGAAGAAAAGAAGGAAAUAAAUGUAGAAUCAAUCAAUGCUCCUCGAUUUGAUUAUAAUUCUGUUAAAUGGAGUGUUGAUGAAUCCACCUUCCCCAAUCGUUCAGGCUCUAGACUAUUCGGUAUUCAAGAAGUACCGAAAUAUUAUCCAACUGUAGAGGAAUGGAAAGACCCAUAUGCUUUUAUCGAGAAAAUUAGAAACGAAGCUGAGCCUUAUGGUGGCUGUAAGAUUAUUCCACCAGCUGUUUAUGAUCCCCCUUUCGUUUUAGACACAAAUAAUUUUCGUUUCAAGACUCGCUUACAACGGCUGAACAGUCUGGAAGGCGAAACAAGAGUUUCUGCUAAUUAUCAUGAGCAGAUAGUCAAUUAUCAAAUCUCGCUUGGUAAACCAUCUGCUCUUGUGAAAUUACCACACCUUGAUAAGAGGCCCAUUGACCUUUACAAGCUUAGAAAUGAAGUAACAAAACGUGGUGGCGUGCAAGAAGUUACUCGCUUGAAGAAAUGGGCCGAAAUUGGUCGUGUGUUAGGCUUUAAUCGUAAACAAUGUACUUCCAUGUCGAAUGCUCUCAAAAAUGCUUACAACAAUUUCGUUUUACCUUUUGAAGUCUGGCUUACUAAACAUAAGACUGAUAGCCCCGCUAAUGGAGCUUUUGGAGACAAUGUCGAUAGCGAUGCUUGUGCGGUUUGUUUCGAAAAAGAAGGCAAACUUCUUCUUUGUGAUGGUUGCGAUCGUGCUUUCCAUUUGCAUUGUUUAAAUCCUCCCCUUGACUCGGUACCUCAGUCUGAUCAAUGGUAUUGUACGCAGUGCGUUACUUCUGUUGGCAAAGACUUUGGUUUCGAGGAUGGUAGUGAAUAUACGCUUGCUGAAUUCCAAACAUUCUGCAAUGAUUUCAAAGAAAAGUGGUUCCCUGCAUACUAUAAACAAAAUGAAGAGAACAGCAACUUAGUUACAACUUCGCCAACUCUGGCUUCCUCUAACAAAUCUUUACAGUCCGAAAUUCCUACAGCAAAAGGCUCAAAAGCAUCGCAAAACAAUAAAGUCACCGCCGAUCGAACUUUCACAGUACCCGAACAAGUUGUAGAAGAAAAAUUUUGGCAAUUAGUAGAGGACUCACACGAAACAUGCGAAGUCGAAUACGGCGCUGAUUUGCAUAGUACUCAGCAUGGCAGCGGCUUCAUUUCUGUAGAGGAUUCACUGAGUGGGUACCAACAACUUGGUGUGGACGACCCUUGGAACCUGAACGUUCUUCCUGUUGCUCCUCAGUCACUCUUUUCUCACGUGAAGAGCGAUAUCAGCGGCAUGAUGAACCCUUGGCUCUAUGUCGGCAUGUGUUUUUCCGCCUUUUGUUGGCAUAACGAAGACCAUUAUACUUAUUCGAUCAACUAUAUGCAUUGUGGUGAAACCAAAACAUGGUAUGUUAUUCCUGGCUCUCACAGUGAAGCAUUUGAAGAAGCCAUGAAGAGGGCCGUACCUGAAUUGUUCGAGCAACAGCCUGAUUUACUAUUCCAUUUAACUACGAUGCUAAGCCCUGCUCGUCUUGUGAAAGAAAAUGUUCCGGUGUAUGCUAUUGAUCAACGUCCUGGCCAAUUCGUUAUCACUUUUCCUAAAGCGUACCAUUCUGGCUUUAACCACGGGUUUAAUUUUUGUGAAGCUGUCAACUUUGCUCCUCCUGACUGGCUUAAAUACGGCUUCGAAUGUGUUCAACGCUAUAAAGAAUUUCGUAAACAACCAUGUUUCAACCAUGACCAAUUGGUUCUCACUGUCGCUGAGGAAGUUUUGAAGUCUUUAAGGUCGUCUGGUUCGUAUGAUGAAGCGAAAGCUUUUCAGAAAUUGGAAUGGCUUAGCUCUGCAGUGACUGAUAUAAUUAAGCGCCAAAAACUCGAUGAAGAGGAAAUACGAAAGAAAGCAGCUUUAUCUGUAUCUGUAGUGCAGUUAGACAAUCCUGAAGAUGUUCAAUGCUGCUACUGUAAUUGUUAUACUUUCACGUCAUAUGUCGGCUGCAGAUGCACUGAUAGAGUCAGUUGUGUCGAUCAUAUUUUUGAACUGUGCUCUUGUGAUAAUUCUUCAAAGACAUUAUAUACAAUAGACACAGAUAUGUUCAAUGUAACAACUGACCAACGCUCCAGCAUUGAAAGUUGGUCUCAGAAACUCAAGCAAUACAUGACUGACCAAGCUUCUCCGCAACUAGAAAAAUUAAAAGCAAUUCGUAAAGAAGGUGAAACUUUACGUGCUUCAGAAUCAUCAAAAGCAGAAGAAUUACAAACUCUCAAAGAUUAUAUUGAUACACUAGAAUCGUGGGAUACAGAGACCAAAAAAAUAUUACACUCAAGUGGUUCCUCAUCCAAAUAUUUCCCUUCAUCAAAUACAGGUCAAACGCGAAGAAUAGAUAGACUUAUAGAACUUGUUAAUUAUGCCGCUACAAUCGACGUGGCGCCUUUACCACAUCUCGAUAAGUUGAAAGAUUAUCUCGCCAAACUUGAAAAUUUAGAAAGUCAAUUAACGGAAGAACUUUUAACAACAACACCUCUGGAUGAUGUUCACUUAAAUCAACUUUAUAAAGAAGGCCUAAAAUUGAAGGCUGACUCUGACAAAUUUAAUCGAUUGGUAUACCGUAUUAAUUCUACAGCAUGGGAAGAGGAAGCCCAGGCAGUUCUCAAGAAUCCCUUUAAUCUCAGCAACUACCGUAAACUCAUCAGAGAAGCAGAAAACCUUGGCAUUGAAAGUACAUCAGGAACAACUUUGCACAGAUUGAUUAUUGUAGAAGAUUUCGGAAACAAGCAACUCCAAUAUAUUAAUGACCUCUGUAAAGGUCGAAUACAAAUCGAUUAUGAUAGUAUAGAAUCAGUUUUACUAAAUAUUGGCCGACAUACCGAUUUCUCCAUCGAAUUCGAAUCUAAUGUAAUUGAUCGAUUAGAGAAGAAUUUUGCGCGAUCCAACGAAACUAUCCGUGAAGUGGAAAAAGUGUUAGAUGAAGCAUACUCAAAAGAUUCUGUCAUUGAUCGCCCAGCCGUUUCAGUAAUUUCACAUUUGAUCCCCUUAAGUAAGCAAAGCAGCAUCUAUUCAGAAAAGUUUGCUGAACUUCAAGCAGCUUAUGACGGGUGCAUCGCAUGGGAAGAACAAGUUAGAAAAACGUUCAUGAAGGGCAGACAAAAAUCCCUCGACACAGUCAUAAAUGAAACAGCCAACAAUGUGCGAGCUAUCGUUUCAAGCAGCAAACAAUCUACUGGCAUUUAUUGUAUUUGUCGCAGACACGAGGAAGGAUUAAUGAUUGAAUGUGAUUCUUGUCAUGAAUGGUAUCAUAGCGCCUGUCUUAAAAUACCUCAAAGUGUGGUACAUUCGAAAAACUCUUAUAUCUGCCCUAUUUGUAAUCCGACAUCAGAACCAAACGUAACAUACAUAUCGCGUCGACCUAAUUUACACGAAGUUAUAGCCCUCAUGAAAGCCGGAGAAUCACUCAAAUUUCUACCCAAGAAUUAUACUGCUAUUUAUUCUAUUUAUUCAUGUAUGGAUUCAUACAGGAAGACGAUUCAAGCAUUUUGCAGAUCGAAAAGUCAAUUGGGCAUUGACGACCUGCCACAAAUGAAAUACUAUUUAAGAACAUUAAUUGGACUUGAAGUUCUGCUUUCAGAAGAAUUAGACUUUUUGCGAACAAAAAUUGAGCUAAUACAAACGACCAUGCCACAACAACGCGGUCCUGUUGUUGUGAAAAAAGCACUCUUUAAACGAAAGCGUUCAAUUUCGCCCUUGUACGAUCAAAUUACAACCAAUAGCACAGCACCUACCAUCACGUUUAUAUUAAAUAACUCUCCACCACCGAGCAAUAAACACACCCCCACCUCUACCAAUGAUUUACCGGACGAUUCUUUCAAGAGUACUAUCGACAAUAAUAGUCAGAGUAAUAAACGGUUACGGGCAGCAUUCAAUCAAAAUGAUCAGAGCAGCAAGCCAAACAGUUCUCUUGCUGAUUCCAACAACUCUCAGAAUAAACCCCAUUUGCAAAGGAAACACGCCUAUAGAAAGCAUAUAGCGUCACCAUCAUCCUCCUCCUUAUCGAGCUCUGCUCAUGAUACCCUAGGUCACAAUAAUGUACAAUCACCAACAACGCCUUACUUUUCCCAACAUAAAGAUAGACCUUACAAUAACAACACUAACCAAAGUGCUGUUUAUUCCCCACCAUCUACUUACAAACCUGAGCCUUCAUCAUUAGACGCUCUUGCCUCUAUUUUAGUUUCCUCCUCGUCGACGCCAACCUCAGCAUUAUUGAGUGGACCACAUCAAUCUGAUACGAAACGUAAACUUGCUGACCUCGAUAACAAUAGUGAAAAUGGCAAUAACAACAAUAGUAAUGACAGUUCUUCCAAACCUCGCAAGAUUAUCAAAUUAACGCUUAAUCCACCUUCGAAGAAGUAG